AUGUUGAAAUUUGAGGCCACGUCGAAGAAAGUUAUAACCAGGGCCGAGUGGGAGAAGAAGCUCAAUGAUGUUAAAGUUAGAAAGGAAGAUAUGAACAAAUUGGUUAUGAACUUUCUAGUUACAGAGGGUUAUGUGGAGGCUGCUGAAAAAUUUCGACUCGAAUCCGGGACAGAGCAUAUAGAUCUUGCUACAAUCACCGACCGUAUGGCAGUUAAGAAGGCAGUACAGAGUGGCAACGUGGAGGAUGCUAUCGAGAAAGUUAAUGAUUUGAACCCGGAGAUACUGGACACAAACCCUCAACUCUAUUUCCAUCUCCAACAGCAGCGUUUGAUAGAAUUGAUCCGAAAUGGGAAGGUAGAAGAAGCUCUUGAGUUUGCUCAAGAGGAACUUGCUCCACGGGGAGAGGAAAACCAAAGCUUUCUAGAAGAGUUGGAGAGAACUGUUGCACUGCUCGCUUUUGAAGAUGUGGCCAAUUGCCCUGUUGGCGAUCUCCUUGAUAUCUCUCAACGCCUUAAGACAGCCAGCGAGGUGAAUGCAGCUAUCCUCACCAGUCAAAGCCAUGAAAAAGAUCCAAAGCUUCCAAGCUUGUUGAAAAUGCUUAUAUGGGUUCAAAAUCAGCUGGACGAGAAAGCCACUUAUCCUCGAAUUACCGAUUUCUCCACUGCAACCCUCGAAGACCCUGCUGCUUGAGAGCUCAAGUAAUUUAAAUUAUAAGGAAAAAAGCUCGAAAUGUUAAAAUAGCGGGGAUUCAUCUGUAUCUAUAAGCACUUUUUUUUUCUUCAUAUUGAGUUAUUGUUGACUGUUUGUGGUUUUAGCCUCUGGAUGUUCUUACAAGUUCCAAUGAUUAUGAUAGUCAAAACUGUUUUGCAUCCCAAGUCUAAUAAUUAGGAGUUAUUUUGCCUUGUUAAUGGUUUUGCCCUAUCUUGAUUAGUUUGUGGAUUAGCUUAUACAGUAUCUUUGAAGAAAUUAUGCUGGUUCAUUUUAUCUAGAUUAUGUAAUUUGCCUAUGACUGUGUGUGGGUGCCUUUUCUUUUUUCUGUGGUAAGUUUUAUUUUGGAAUUUUUAUAGAAAAUAAGGAUUCUGCAAAUUGAAUUAAGAUAUUGAAUGAUAAUGUGGACUUUUACCAUGAAAUACUAGAUAAUUGGUGACUCCAUAAA
Molecule: messenger RNA, 1156 nt
Organism: Striga asiatica
Lineage: Eukaryota; Viridiplantae; Streptophyta; Magnoliopsida; Lamiales; Orobanchaceae
Source: the annotation of a GenBank genome assembly